AUGUCAGAGGUAGAGGAAACUUUGAACCGAAUCAAGACGCACAAGGGCGUCUGUGGCAUCGUCAUUGUUAACAGUGAUGGUGUUCCAAUCAGAUCGACCCUCGACAGUCAGACCACUGCCCAGUAUUCCGCUCUGAUAUCUCAGUUGGCUGCAAAGGCCAGAUCCGUCAUAAGAGAUCUUGACCCUCAGAAUGACCUGACAUUCUUGCGGGUUAGGUCUAAGAAACAUGAGAUUCUUGUUGCACCAGACAAGGACUACGUUCUUAUUGUUAUCCAAGACCCGAGUCUGGAACAGGGAGCUUCCGCAAACUGA
Molecule: messenger RNA, 312 nt
Organism: Besnoitia besnoiti
Lineage: Eukaryota; Apicomplexa; Conoidasida; Eucoccidiorida; Sarcocystidae
Product: putative dynein light chain roadblock-type 2
Exons: 3
Coding region: 1-312 (103 amino acids)
Biological process (GO): microtubule-based movement
Cellular component (GO): cytoplasm; cytoplasmic dynein complex
Molecular function (GO): dynein intermediate chain binding
Source: RefSeq, a predicted model, not a curated record